AUGUACAAAUUCCUCUUCGUCAUUGCCGCACUUGUUGCUUGCGCUUCGGCCAAGCCUGGUAUUGCCGCUCCCUUUGCUGCUCCUCUGGCCGCUCCCUUGGCUGCUCCUCUAGCUGCUCCCAUUGCCUACGCUAAUGCGCCGCUUUACGCUGCUGGAGGCAGCAGUCAGGUGGAUGUGCGCAACAACUACGACGGCACCCUCUCCUCCUACGCCACUGCGCCUUUCGAGUACGCCGGACCCUACUCCAGCCGUUACGUGUCUGGCAUUCCAGCUGCCUAUGCCGCUGCUGCUCCAGUGAUUGCCAAGUACGCAGCUGCUCCUUUGGCUGCUCCAGUAGCUGCUCCAUUGGCCGCUCCAGCUCCUUUGGCCGCUCCAGUUCCAGCUCCUCUGACUGCUGCUGCCUAUGCUGCUCCCUACUCCGCCCCCUACGCCGCUCCUUACGCCGCUCCAUUCGCCGCACCCUAUGCCUCACCAUACCUGUCCGCUGCUUAUGCCGCCCCUUAUGCCGCUCGUUUUGCUGCCGCACCAGCUGCCCUUGCUGCUCCAGCUCCUCUUUUGGCCUAA
Molecule: messenger RNA, 564 nt
Organism: Scaptodrosophila lebanonensis
Lineage: Eukaryota; Metazoa; Arthropoda; Insecta; Diptera; Drosophilidae
Product: cuticle protein 38
Exons: 2
Coding region: 1-564 (187 amino acids)
Source: RefSeq, a predicted model, not a curated record